Molecule: messenger RNA, 1697 nt
Organism: Fomitopsis serialis
Lineage: Eukaryota; Fungi; Basidiomycota; Agaricomycetes; Polyporales; Fomitopsidaceae
Exons: 16
Coding region: 279-1292 (337 amino acids)
Source: RefSeq, a predicted model, not a curated record
CACGGCCAGCGCAUCGCCAUCCGAGUCCGGAACACUGGCACACAGAUGUGUCAAAGGCCCGGGAGUCCACAUCUCUUGAUCCUCCCCAUCGAUGCGAAGUACACACGAGUUACGCACGCUUUGUUAGCAUGCGCUCAGCGCACUCAGAUAGGCUCCCAGGGGCAGUACUGUCGUGCUUCGGAUACAACUGAACAAUCAGUGCGGUCCCAGCUGAGCUACUAAACUUCCACGACGCGAGUCGUGCCAGUCAUACUCCACUCGUCGCGUUGCUAUUGGAGAUGUCUACUAGCGUCAACCUGCUUUCGGGUCCUGAGCUCGUCGGUUCGUUAUUAAACUACGGAUUGCAAGGCGUCCUCAUCGCCCAAGUUUAUAUCUACCAUGUCUGUUUCCCAAACGAUCCACUCUCCUUGAAAGCCUUCGUCUAUGGCAUCUGCAUCUUUGAACUCGUGCAGACUGCUUUGUGUUCCGUCGACAGCUUUCACGUAUACGUUUGGGGCUAUGGCGACCAGGUCGACAAUCUGCUCAGCUUCUACAAUGGCUGGUUUACGAUCUGCGUCAUGGCUGGCCUGGUGUCAGCCGCGGUGCAAUCGUUCUUUGCGUGGAGAAUUUUGAUGAUGUCGCGCUACCGCUGGCUUUGUGCUUUCAUUGUGACGAUCUCUCUCACCCAGAUGUCUGCAGCCAUAGUGAGCGGCGUGAAGAUGAAAGCAUUGACCACGGACGAAGACGAAGCAGUCAUUAUUCCAUACAUCGAUACGUGGCUUGCGGGAAGCGCACUCACAGAUAGUGUCAUUGCUAUCUCAAUGACCCUCUUGCUUACUAGGGCUAAGACUGGGAUACGACGGUCGGACGCGAUCAUCGACCGACUCAUCGCGCUCGGGAUCGAGACAGGCACUUUCACGGCGGUGGUUGCCAUUCUCGAUCUCCUAUUCUUCACCAUAAAGCCGAGAACGUAUCUUCACAGCACUCCUGUUUUGGUGCUGUCCAAGCUAUAUUCUAACACGUUGCUCAUCAAUUUCAACAAUCGAGCACGAACUGCGAGUCUCGUGGACGGCAAUGUGAUGUCGAUGCAGGGCAUCCAGAGGAGCGACAACACUGCCAGUACGCUUGCAGGGGCCUCACAUGGCACGGACUUUGGGCUCAAACGGAAAUUCGAACGAGUUCUGGCCAUGCAGCCGUCGACUUCGAGGACCGAGUCCGUGAAGCCAACGGAGAGUGUGAUCUGUUUUGCACCUUCCCCAGAGACACUUGGUGGCGACAAAUUGGCUCGGAUCGCCACAACAGACUCGGAGUGAGCGACGCCGACUCGUAAUCAAUCAGGUCCGUGAUGUCCGUCCGGUGGAAGCAUGAUUCCUCGUUACGCCGUUGCUGAGUUGCUUCAUUUCAUGCGUUGCCCAUUUCGUUUUCGUCGCACACCACCGUUCAUAUGCUGCUAGGCUCAUAGUCAUUCAGGGUUUCGCUCGCCUUGGAGAAAGAGAGGUAGCUGUAAUUAUACUAGUACGAAAGCGAGUCCGGGUAUCGCGUAGCAAGUGUCAGUGAUUCUGAUGUAUGUCAGUGUACAUCCUGGAAAAGUUGGCGUAUCAUCCAUAUUUCUGUAAGGUAUGAGUAAUCGCGAGGUUUGAAUAUUGGUCGCUUGAAUGGAGCUGUCGUCGGUGAGCCUACCAGUGAGGCCUGAGGCCCGAUUCGAGAGCCUCUAUGUA